GCAGAUAAACCUGGGACUGCCAAGAAGGUGGAAGCCGAAGAGGAGGAAAUAGACAUUGACCUGAACGCCCCCGAGACCGAGAAGGCCGCGCUCGCCAUCCAGGGCAAAUUCCGGCGCUUCCAGAAACGGAAAAAGGACCCCAGCUCCUGAGCGGCCGCGAUGCCAAGCCUACCUCUCCACUCUGCUCUCUCCUCUUUUCCUGGCAACCCACCCUUCCUCCUUGCCCCAAACACUCCUCGCAAAGCCUGGCUCACUCAAUAUCGUCGUAUCUGCCCCUGUUAAGUGGGACUAGUCGUCUCUUUUGGCUCCCUCCUUUUUGCACGUACUAUAUCUUACUCAGAGCAGGGACUGGGGUGGGUUUUUUGGGGCGGGGCGGGGCUGGAGAGGGGAGAACAACAAACAAACAAACAAACAAACAAACAGGGCUUCUCUUGAGCUCAUGCACAUCCUAACCCCCACAUCCACUCCUUUUAUCCCCAAUAGCCAUGAUAAAGCAGUGCAGCAUUGUCCUUUGGAGAAAGCCAUGGAUGCUUUGGGGAACGGGGUGGCCUUGGGGCAAGUGGUAGAGGAUAACCACUGCUAGAUUUCCCAUAUUUUUUGGAAAUGUCUGCACUUUGAAAACUGGCCUACCCCUUAAGGGUGGCUUUACGGGUCAGUUCAUGCUUCUACGCAUCCUUUCUUCUACAAAUAUGAACCGAAGUAUAUAAAAUCCUUAGAACCUCAUUGGGACAUCGGGGAAACCAUUCCCAUUAAAUACAUACAUCCGGUGA
This is a messenger RNA of Anolis sagrei ordinatus, 770 nucleotides long. It is a transcript of the gene PCP4L1, whose product is annotated as Purkinje cell protein 4 like 1. Lineage: Eukaryota; Metazoa; Chordata; Lepidosauria; Squamata; Anolidae. The record is from RefSeq and is a predicted model, not a curated record.